Molecule: messenger RNA, 1299 nt
Organism: Arabis nemorensis
Lineage: Eukaryota; Viridiplantae; Streptophyta; Magnoliopsida; Brassicales; Brassicaceae
Source: the annotation of a GenBank genome assembly
AUGAGAAUGAAGAACAAAAUUAGCUUUUUCAAGUUGAUUUUACUGCUGCUCUUACUCUCGGUGUUAGCUACCUCCAAACUUCAUGGAAACCCGGGUAGUAAAAUGGCGAAGAUCUUGAACCGAACAGCUCGGAAACUCGGUCCUGGUCUUGGCUGCAUUGCCCUCCAGUAUGUUGAGCUCUUAUGCAAGGGGAACUGCAAUGUCACCAAUACUCUGAGCUGUGAUAACGAAUUGGAUUUGCGAAAAAUGGUCGAGGGAGAGUCCAAGGCAUUGUGGAUUGUUGUUGCCACAGUGUUUGCAGCAGCAGCCACCGCGGUUUUACCAGCGGGACGUGGACAACAAGUACCGUGUUACUUCGUGUUCGGAGACUCUGUCUUCGACAACGGUAACAACAAUGCCUUGAACACCGUUGCAAAGGUCAACUAUUCACCUUAUGGUAUAGAUUACCCACAAGGUCCGACCGGUCGGUUUAGCAACGGACGUAAUAUUCCGGACGUUAUCGCUCAACGAAUGGGUUUCAAUGAUUCCAUUCCACCAUUCGCCGGAGCAUCACAGGCACAAGCUAACAUCGGUCUCAACUAUGCGUCCGGUGCCGGCGGUAUCCGAGAAGAAACUAGCGAAAGCAUGGGUGAAAGAAUCAGUUUGAGAGAGCAAGUACACAACCACCGUUUGGCGAUUAUCAACGCGGCAGUGCCACGGAGUCAGCUACGCCGAUGUCUAUACACAAUCAGCAUCGGAAGCAACGAUUACCUCAACAAUUACUUUUUGCAACCUCGUUCUCGAACUAAUCGUCUAUUUACUCCUAACCAAUAUGCUCAAUCUCUCAUUCAACGCUACCGUCUUUAUUUGACGGAAUUGUACGUACUAGGAGCGAGGAACGUAGCUUUGUUUGGAAUCGGUAAGAUUGGGUGUACACCACGGGUUGUUGCUAGCCUCGGUGGUGGUGUUGGUUGUGCUGAACAAGUGAAUCAAGCCGCAGAGAUCUUCAACAAUAACCUCAAAACCCUAAUCACGGAUUUAAACAACCAACUUUCCGGGGUUAAAUUCACUUACGUUGACCUCUUUUCUGGAAAUCUAGAUUUUGCCGCUCUUGGGAUUACUGUUGCUGAUAGGAGUUGUUGUACGGUUGAACCGGGUGAAGAACUUUGUUUGUUGAAUGGACCGGUUUGUCCUGACCGAACCAAAUACAUAUUCUGGGAUAACGUGCACACCACAGACUUGAUUAAUGCAGUUAUUGCUAACUCUGCGUUUGACGGUGUUAAUACUUCUCCGUUUAGCAUAUCUCAGCUUGUGAAUUAA